AUGGGGAAUUGCUCUUCUCUCAAGGGAACCUCUGGGGAGUGUCCUAAAUCUAUCAGGGUUCUUACGGAUUCUGGAGUAGUCUUACAAUUCAAGGGCCCUAAACUAGCUUCUGAAAUCCUCACUGAUUUUCCAGGGCAUGGCAUUUUCCAACAGGGCAAGGCCUCAUUGCCAUUGCCUGAGCAAGCGCUUCUAGUGAGUGGCCAAUACUUCCUUCUUCCACUGAGGGAAGAAGAUCAGUUGGUUUGUGAGAAUGGGGUCAUUGAGAAACCGGAGGCGGCUGCUGCCGAAGCUGAGCCUGUGAAGAAGUCAUUUGGUGCAGGAUCAGAUUUUGUUGAGAAUUUGGCAAAUGGCUCAUCUGCUCUUGAGGUUCUGCCUUCUGGUGGCGAUGGGGUUUGGAGAGUGAAGCUGGUUAUUGACACUAAGCAAUUGGAGGAGAUUUUGUCUGAACAAGGCAUCACAGAGGCUCUGAUUGAGACAAUGAGGAUGGCUGCAACUGCAACUGCAGGCUUGCCAAGCACUCCAAGGCAGACAAAGAGAGGGGCUUGGACUUGGAAGCCUAUGUUCUCCAACUUGUUUAAGUUGCCCACUGAUCAUGGGAUAUAA
Messenger RNA from Prunus armeniaca (apricot), 603 nucleotides. The record is from the annotation of a GenBank genome assembly. NCBI's taxonomy places the organism in Eukaryota, Viridiplantae, Streptophyta, Magnoliopsida, Rosales, Rosaceae.